AUGUAUGAAGCCGAGGCUGCUCCUGGCCCUUCAGGGCUCACAAGGAACAGAGCCAUGAAUCUACACACUGAAGCUGCAGCUGAAUUAACCAGAAGUAGUCCUGAUUUACUUACUCAUUUGUUUCAGGUUGGUUACAGAAUUGCACCUAUGAAUCAUGCAAUCAGCACUGGCAUUUACUGUGUUGGAAGCGGCUAUGGAGCUCAUUUGCUGGAAAAAGUGCUCAACAUAUGCCCCUACAGACUGUUCGUUGAUCAUUGCUUGAAGUGGAUGAACUUGUGCCAGCAGAUAGGACCAAUCUCUUCCAGCCCUGAUGAAGUAUACAGUGUCCUCAAAAUGUUAAUAAAUCGGUGCUCUGAAUUUCCUGAAACUAUAACAAUUCUUCGAAAGGAGUAUCUCAAAAUAUUUCACCAUGUUAUGACAGCCAAAUACAAUAUGGAAUACAUUUUACAGGCCUCUGCAAUUACUGUGGGCUGUGUGGAGAGUUUACUCAGGAGCUAUCCACUAUAUCCAAGUGUUCUUCACAGAGAUCUCGAGUUGGAAACUAUUCUCAAUUUUCUAAUUGCUUGUUUGGAUGAAAAUGAAGCAUUGAUGGAGAAUGUUAAUGAGUGUUUGGCUCACUUGGCAAAACUUGAAGAAAUUUCUACAGAAAAAGUGACAUUUUGGGAAACAUUUUCCUUCGAGGACUGUCUGAUUGGAAUGGUACCUGCAGAAGAGCAACUUAGUAUAUUACCUAAAUUCACUAUCAGGGUGACAGAGGAAGACGUAAUGACCAAACCUUUUGAGUCCUUGCUAGAAGUUGCUACAGUUCUCAUUGAUUCUUCUAAGCAGAAAAAAUGGCCAACGGCACAGAAUUGGGCUAAACUGUUGGCAGUCCUAACCCACGAAAUUCUGUUAAUCGCUGAAAAGCUGGAAAACCCGGAAAAUAUUUUGCAGCGCAUACUGCGGGCACAUUUGUUACCACAAAUUCAUGUGGCAUUACUGAGCCUUUUAACUUCUUUCCUUACUUGUUUUAAUGGGGUUUUAGGGAAAUUCGAGGUAUUAUUAUACUAUGUUACUCUGAAUACCUUGAAGUGGUCUAGAGACUUUGACGCAUCUGGACUAAAAUUUCCUUUCAGAUGUCUUCGUGCAUCGGCUCAUGAACUUCUCCAGAAAUUGAUAUCGAAAACCAAGAGGUUAACAGAUUAUGGAACUGUGGAUUCAGAUAUAAUUGCUGAGAUACAACAUGAUUUGUGGAGAAAGAAGAAAUCUGUUAAUCUUCCUGGAGAAUGUGAAAGCAAUGCCGUGCAAGUGUCAUCUUUAAAAUUGGAUGAUCUGGAUAUUGAGGAGAAGCUAUUUAUAAAGGCUUUGCAAACACUACAGUCAGUGAUUACAUCUCUACCCUCUUUGGAGUUCUCUGUCUAUAUGAUGGUGAUACAAAUGGUGAGAUCUCUCUUAAAGAAUGUUCCAAAGGCAUGUGAACACAAGGCAAUUCCAACAUCUUACAAUUUUGCUAACUGGAGGGAGAAAAUUUUCCAACUUGUUCUUGCUUUGCAUGAAAAUCCUCGUGAAUGUGUAAAUGUGCAACAAGAGUUUCCUCUAGAUAAAGUCACACUUUCACUCUUUGGAUACAAUCCCUGCAAACUCAAUUUUGAGGUAUUACCCUCCCCUGAACCAACGACUCCUGAUUCUCUGGAUGAAAUUAAUUUAUUUGAAAGUCGUACUUCACUUAAUAAGAAGCAUAAAACGUCACAGGAUUAUUCGUACUUGCAAUCUGCUACUACAUCUAAUAAUGACAUCAAUAUCCAUAUUCCUGAUGAUGAAAUUAGUUCAAGUAAAUUGAACGCUGAUAAGAAGGACGUAAAGAACGAGAAACAAAAGAUUAUGGAAAAUGGAAACAGAAAGAUAAAGGGAAAAAUUGUAGGGAGAUAUAGUGAUUAUGAAGCAACCGUUGAAAAUCAGCAGGAGAAUCAAAAUAAGAGUUGCAAGGAUGAACAGGAUUUAAGUCCUAAUGAUUCUGAGGAAGCAACAGUAUCUAAAAAACCCAAGAAAACUGUACAUUUUGAAUUAGAAUCAUUGUCAAAGCCAAAAAUCCAUACACUCAACAAGAAAACCAAAAAUAAAGCAAAACCUUUAUUUGCAUCUUCAGAUGUUCAGUUCCAGACACACAAAUAUGAAUUACGACCUUUAUCAAUUAAGAGAAUGCUAUGCAGUCGCUAUAACUUCCCAAGUGCAGAAAGUACUUAAACUGAUUCUGAAAAAAAAUCGAAUGUGAAAAUUUCAUAAACUAAAUAUUUUUUU
This is a messenger RNA of Gryllus bimaculatus (two-spotted cricket), 2277 nucleotides long. The record is from the annotation of a GenBank genome assembly. NCBI's taxonomy places the organism in Eukaryota, Metazoa, Arthropoda, Insecta, Orthoptera, Gryllidae.